UUUGUUUGGGUUGAAAUAUUAUAAUUCACAAAAAUAUUAAUUAGUCAAACAAAUAAAAUAAAAAGAGAAAUUAGAAAAGAAAGGAAGAUUGAAGAGUAUUUUUGAAAUUUUGUGAUUUCUGCGAUUCUUCGCUUUUCAUACAUUGUAAACGACGUCGUUACUGCUUGUUCCUCCGGCGAUGGUCGACGACAAAUCUCCGUCCACGGCAAUGGGAAACAGAGACAGAGAUCGAGAGCUUCUCAUCCCCGUCGCUGAUUCCGGCGAUGACAUCGAUGCCUCCAGACCAUCUUCCUCCUCCACACAUCAUACCGGCCGCGAGACAUUUUACAAAGUUGUUAGGAGCUGGGCAUCAAAAAAGUUCAUGACUGGAUGUGUCAUUCUUCUUCCGAUUGCAAUCACCUUCUACAUAACCUGGUGGUUCAUUCAUUUCGUGGAUGGUUUUUUUUCUCCAAUCUAUGCUCAACUUGGAAUCGACAUCUUUGGUCUUGGAUUCAUAACUUCCAUAACCUUCAUCUUCUUGGUUGGGGUUUUCAUGUCAUCAUGGCUGGGUGCAUCUGUCCUGGGACUUGGGGAGUGGUUUAUCAAGCGAAUGCCUCUUGUUCGUCAUAUCUAUAAUGCUUCUAAGCAGAUUAGUGCUGCUAUAUCACCAGAUCAAAAUUCACAAGCCUUCAAAGAAGUAGCUAUCAUUCAACAUCCACGUGUUGGUGAAUAUGCAUUUGGAUUCAUCACCUCAUCUGUUGUACUUCAGAGUUAUUCUGGAGAUGAGGAGUUAUGCUGUGUCUAUGUGCCCACAAACCAUCUUUAUAUUGGUGAUAUCUUUCUUGUAAACACCAAGGAUGUUAUCCGGCCAACCUUAUCUGUCCGGGAAGGAAUUGAAAUUGUUGUUUCUGGAGGCAUGUCAAUGCCACAGUUUCUAUCGACAUAUGAUUCACGUCGUCCGGUGGAAAUAAGAAGACCCGAUAGAAGAUGAAAGCAAAAGUAUAGUAGUUGUUCGUUGAUUAGCUUAUGUUGUUUUAUAUGGAGCCAUCAGAAUGGCAAUGCAACCAAUUUGUGUUGCGAAUGCAGGCAUUUAAUUUAAGCUGUUGGUUAUGAGCAAGUGUUAGAUUCUGAUGGUUAGUGUAACAUUCAUUUGUGUAGUAUAAUAUAGAAAGUAGUGAUUGUUUGGAAAUAUAGUUUGAAAGUACAGAGUUACCACAUUCUACUGUGGCAGGAGUCCCAAAAUUUCUGCGUGUGCAUAUUAUGGUGGUUUCCUGUUAUAGCAAUUCAAUUUUGUAGUUUUUUAUACCUUAA
Lathyrus oleraceus (garden pea) is the source of this 1290-nucleotide messenger RNA. Its product is annotated as protein LIKE COV 1. Bases 179 to 970 code for a protein of 263 amino acids. The record is from RefSeq and is a predicted model, not a curated record. Lineage: Eukaryota; Viridiplantae; Streptophyta; Magnoliopsida; Fabales; Fabaceae. Gene Ontology annotation, biological process: stem vascular tissue pattern formation. Gene Ontology annotation, cellular component: Golgi apparatus. The transcript has 7 exons.